AAGAUUUACGGUCGAGAUCAUCCAAAAAGCUCCCCGUUCAUCACCUCUGUCUCCCUCUGCGGGGAUCCUUACAGUUUUUAUAGAUUUGCAAUGAAAACCCUCCCGCCCUCUUUUCUAUAUGUCGGUCGCUGCGGAAAUGGGUUUCCCUCCUACUCUUAACACAGACGCAGAGGAAAGAACGACGGAAGAAGAUGAGGGCGAAUCAAAAGCACACGCAGAGAAGGCCAGGUCAAUUGCAGAGCGCAAAUUUAACGGAUGUUCCCUCAAAUCGGCGCUGAGGCACGCCAGGAGGGCGGAGAAGCUCUGCCCCCAACUUCCCGGCAUCGCUCAACUCGUGACCUCCUUCAGGGUCCACCUUGCCGCCUCUGCCACCAUCGCCGGCGAUCCAGACUGGUACGCCAUACUCCAGGUGACCCCCUUCUCCCCCCUCGACGCCAUCAAGUCACAGUACCGAAAGCUCGCCUUCAUCCUCCAUCCGGAUAAGAACAAAUGCUUGGGCUCUGAGGAGGCCUUCAAAUUGGUGGGCCAGGCGUGGUCCGUCCUCUCCGAUCGUAACCGGAGGCGGAUUUACGACCUCAAACGUCGAAUCGAGCUCGAGUUCCAGACCACCCAUGAUCUCUCCCAGCCGGUGGACACCUUCUGGACGGCCUGCACCACCUGCAGGCUGCUCCACGAGUUCGAGCGGAAAUAUAUCGGCCGGAAACUAGUCUGCCCAAAUUGCAAGAAGGACUUCACGGCCGAAGAAUUCCAGUCUAGGGAAGAGAAUGCUGGGUCCCAAGGAAGGAAGAAGCCCAAGGAGGGAGAUGGGCUUGGAGGGAAAAACACGUCGUCUUCGAAUUUGGAUUCUUUGACGCACCGCCAAUCAGCGAAGAGUAGCUUAGGGAGUGAUAAACAUGAUUUGGGUGUCAAAUUUGAUUGGAGCAACAUUAGGCGUUCAGUUCGCGCAAAGCGUAAAAGAAAGAGGGGACUAGAUGAGGGUCAAUUUGCAGGAGGCAAUGGCACUAGGCCGAAGAUGGGCCGUCAUGGCUGUGAUGAUGGUGGCAAGCCUGAUUCGAAGUUGGUGGCAAUGCGAGUGGAGGAUUCAGAUUUCUAUGAUUUCGAUCAGGAUAGGACAGAACGGAGCUUUAAGAAGGGUCAGGUGUGGGCAGUAUAUGACGAUGACGAUGGAAUGCCCCGGCACUACGGACUGAUUGAUGAAGUUGUUUCACUGGAUCCAUUCAGGUUGCAGAUGAGUUGGUUGGACUUGCAGAACAAUGGGGACAAGACUCUCGUUUGUUGGGAAAGCUACGGGUUUCACGUCACCUGCGGGCACUUCAAGGUUGCAAAGAAGACGGAUGUCGAAUCUGUGAAUAUCUUCUCGCAUGUCGUGGAUUGUGAAAGGAUUGCAAAGGAGAUUUACCUCGUCUAUCCGGUUAAAGGCUCGGUGUGGGCACUUUACAGUGAUGCGACAUUGGAUAGAGAUGAGAAUUCCUCGCCGGAAGAUAGAAGGGGUUAUGACAUUGUUGUGUUCCUGACGAACUUUACGGAGGUUCACGGAUUAAGCAUGGCGUACUUGGAGAGAGCUGAAGGGUUCAAAACUGUGUUCAAGAGAAGAGAAAUUGGUCCUCAUGCAAUUCAGUUUCUUGGUAAAGAUGAAAUUCAGAGAAUAUCUCAUCAAAUUCCUGCUAGGAAGCUUUCAGGCACCGAGCACUCAGCUUUGCCAAAGGAAAGCUGUUGGGAGCUUGAUCCAGCUUCAGUUUCAGUUGUUUAGCUUUCUUUGCUUGAAUUUCUGUUGAAGAUGGCAAGUUGCUAAGACACAGGAUUUUGCGUUUGCUGAUUGUGAACCUCAAAGGCGAACUUAGUGGACUGACUUAAAUGCUGGGAUUUUUAGUUAACAGUGGAUCCCGUUGUACAAUGUUUAGGGCUACUUAGACCUGGUCCGCAGAAAUCCUGAUUAUAAUCUUUUGGAAUGCUCAAGUAUAGGAACAGAGUACAUUAUCUCAUCUUUUGGAGGCCUAAUCAUGUCAAGAGGUGCAUUUCGACGAACCUUGGCUUUUGGGUUCAGUGGUGACAGCUUAUACAGGAUAUGAGAUAGCUGGUACCUUGGUGCUUUUUAAAGUAAUCACUUGAUAACUCUGUAUCAUCUCGGUCUCCGCUGCUAAGCAGGCAUCAGGGUAUAGUAAUGGAUGUUAGUUCACUUUUGUCUCCUGAGAGAAUCUAUCUGUUCCAACCAAUUAAUGAUCCAUCAAUCUAAAUUUUGACGCAUCAUGUGCACGUUCCUUAUAAAUGCAUGUAGUUUAUUAUCAUAUAAUUAUUGAAUGGCGUUUACUCACGUUUUGCUAUAGGUUCUUGUUUUAUGUUAAUUAUCGACCUUUAUUUACUAGUUGUACCAUAUUGAUGAAUUUGUGCAUCAUUUUGUAGCCUUUCCAGAGGUGUUAACGUAGUUCAAAUUUAUGCUAUUAUAAGCACUAAAGAUUCUUUCUCUGUUCUGAAAGGGUUUCCACUGGUUCUUGAUAUUCUGGAAGCAAAAAGGUUUUCUAUUCUCUAUUUAUCUGCUCAGGAGUUACCUGUGAUUCUUGAUGAUCUCCCACCUCAUCUGCGUUUGUAACUCUUUUGAUUAAUGUGGCCGCUAAGAUUUUCUCAUGAAUCGUGAGGCCCAUGGGUAGGGACACUUUCUUGUUUGUGGUUUCUUUUCUAAUCAGAAAAAUCCUUCAAUCAGAUUGGGGUGUUUCGUCAAGGAACUUCCUUUUUAAAUUAAAUAGUUACCUGAAGCAAUGUGUGAAGUACAAGCAUUGAAAUUUUCUGGAAGCUGACAUGGACAUGCAGAGGGAGCUGCGUGAAAAUAAUCAUAUUCUCGUAUGGUCAGAGAAUGGUGAAUGAUCAACAGCAUGGGAAGGGAUAUUGCACUGGCUAGGAACUGUAAAAUGAUUGGAAGAGAUUGGGGAGUGGACGCUAAUACCAAUAUGAGUGGAUUCAGAGUACUGAAAAAUGAUAAUUUCCCCAGAUUUUGUUUAAGCUACCUCCUUUGAUUUGCAGAUUGAGGCUCCUCAAACACUUUUUGAUCAUGAACUUCUGAUGUGGCCCAUUGCAUUGAGCCACUUAGGGAAAAGUGAGUUGGUGGACAUGACUCCUCGAUGUUAGAAAAAUGAAGAUGACAAGAAGUGCUAUUGUUGGUUCCAGAAGUGGGAGACGCUGAGGCCUUGGGCCCCUGGAAGUGUCAAACUGACAUUUCCUUGUAAUGUGUAUUUGUUCUUCUUGUGCGUCCAAUAUUGAGAUCAUGGUUGAACACCAAUACUUGAUAGACAAUUGAACCGGUCUGGUAUGCCAGGCAUAUUAUUUUGCUAGCUUUA
Messenger RNA from Nymphaea colorata (pocket water lily), 3329 nucleotides. RefSeq lists its product as uncharacterized. The record is from RefSeq and is a predicted model, not a curated record. The coding region runs from base 119 to 1750 and encodes 543 amino acids. The transcript has a single exon. Lineage: Eukaryota; Viridiplantae; Streptophyta; Magnoliopsida; Nymphaeales; Nymphaeaceae.